AGGCCCCGCCUGCGUGACGUCACCGGAAGCGGCGGGGCGGACGGAGAGCCGCGGUGCGCAGGCGCGUGCCUUGUCCCUCAGCUGCUUCCUGCCGGCCUCGGCGGGCACCGCCGGCCAUGGCCUCGCGCGGAGGAGGAGAAGGAGCAGAGGGGGUCAUCGGGCCCGCGCUGCCCCCGGGCUUCACCCGCUCCCCGUCGCCUGACGAGGACGACGCCGCCGCUCAGGUUGCAGGCCCUGCGUUGCCUCCUGACUACAGAAGCAGCCUGAAAAGACGAGAUUGCGAGCAAGACGGCCCCUCUCUUCCUGUGCCCAGAGAAGCAGAUUCCGAUUCCGAAGAUGACAGAGACGCAAGCCGAAACCCCAGAAAACAGAGGAGACGUCAAGAUGAUGACGAUGGAUUCUUUGGCCCUGCUCUUCCACCUGGCUUCAAAAAACAGGAUGAUUCUCCAGAAAGGCCGGUUAUAGGUCCUGCUUUACCGCCAGGCUUUAAGAAACCAUCAGAAGAGGAUGAAGGAAACAGAAACUCUACCAGGUCUUCUGGGCCUUCUCCAUCUCUGUCCCAGGCCAGCGAUAGCAGUGAGGACGAAGAAGGCCUAAUUGGCCCAGUGCCUCCCAAGGGACCAGCUGAAUCUAGCACAGCGGCAGACUUUGAGUGCCGAGCCCGGAGAAUGAAAGAGAAACUUCUUGGUCACGACAGUAAUGAAUCCAAACAAGCCAAAAGAGAGUCUUGGAUGACAGAACUUCCCCCAGAACUCAAAGGCUUUGGACUUGGUCCACGGACCUUCAAAAGAAGAGCUGAUGACAAAUCAGGAGAUAGAUCUAUUUGGACUGACACCCCAGCUGACAGAGAAAGGAAAGCCAAAGAAAUGCAGGAUGGGAAGAAAUCAGCGAAUGAGGGCGAGGGAGCAGUGGUGGUGUCAGAACGAGACAAGAAAAUGGCUGAGCAGGUGUCUUCCUACAACGACUCCCAGAGGUCUGAAUCUCUUAUGGAAAUACACCACAAAAAACUCAAGAGGAAAGCCGCAGAAGACAAGAACAAGCCCCAGGAGAGAAGGCCGUUUGACCGGGAUCAGGACCUCCAAGUCCAUCGAUUUGAUGAAGCGCAAAAGAGAGCCCUCAUAAAACAAUCCAGAGACUUGAACACCAGAUUUUCCCACAGCAAAUACAACAUGUUUCUGUAAUGUGUGUGAAGUUGCUGAAGUACAGUUGUGUGCCGUUCCUCAUUGUGUCGUGCUAUAUAAUAAAACAACACAGUCUUUGUAAAUACUA
Messenger RNA from Heteronotia binoei (common prickly gecko), 1269 nucleotides. It is a transcript of the gene GPALPP1, whose product is annotated as GPALPP motifs containing 1. NCBI's taxonomy places the organism in Eukaryota, Metazoa, Chordata, Lepidosauria, Squamata, Gekkonidae. The transcript has 8 exons. The record is from RefSeq and is a predicted model, not a curated record. Bases 117 to 1181 code for a protein of 354 amino acids.